AUGAGCUCACUGAAUUUAAUUCAAACACUUAAUGGAACCAACUAUAAGAAGUGGAGGCAAGAUAUUGAAAUAACUCUCGGGCUCAUAGAUUUUGAUUUAGGUCUAAGAGAGAAUGAACCAACCAAGCCUACUGAUGAUGCAAUUGCAGAAAAGAAGAAUGAAUAUGAAAAGUGGGUUAAGGCUAACAGAAUAGCGCUAAUGGUAAUCAAAAGGUCAAUGUCUGAUCUAGUUCGAGGGACAAUCACUGAGUUAGAUAAUGCUAAGGCAUAUCUUGACUCCAUAGAAGCCAAGUUCAAGGAAUCCGAGAAGGUUGAAACUGGAACACUUAUGAACACCCUUAUAACCACUAAGUACCUUGGUGGUGAUGUGAGAGAGCACAUUCUUUCAAUGGUUGAUGUAGCUGCAAAACUUAAUGCACUUAACAUUAAGAUAGAUGAUCCUUUUCUAGUUCAUCUCGCCCUAAAUUCCUUACCCUAUGAGAGUUCAAAAAGAAAAAUGGGACUUGAACUGAGCUGA
Molecule: messenger RNA, 516 nt
Organism: Pyrus x bretschneideri (Chinese white pear)
Lineage: Eukaryota; Viridiplantae; Streptophyta; Magnoliopsida; Rosales; Rosaceae
Exons: 2
Coding region: 1-516 (171 amino acids)
Source: RefSeq, a predicted model, not a curated record